Molecule: messenger RNA, 3246 nt
Organism: Penaeus indicus
Lineage: Eukaryota; Metazoa; Arthropoda; Malacostraca; Decapoda; Penaeidae
Product: UDP-glucose:glycoprotein glucosyltransferase 1-like
Exons: 17
Coding region: 1-3231 (1076 amino acids)
Cellular component (GO): endoplasmic reticulum
Molecular function (GO): UDP-glucose:glycoprotein glucosyltransferase activity
Source: RefSeq, a predicted model, not a curated record
AUGAGAUGCAGACCAAACAAACGAACAAAUAAGAAUACAAAUUCCACCGUCUCAUCGAGCCAGGACAGCGAAUUUCACAAAAGAGAGCACGCCGACCUGCUGAGCCAGGGAACCCAAGACAGCCAGCGGGCAAGGAACCUCGUGGACCUCACGCUGCUGCUAUUUUCGUCUCGAGAGGCCCAGUCAAGAUUCGGGGUCGCUGACGGGGAUAAACAUUUCGAAAGUACCAAAAAGAAGGUUCGAUUAAGUGGAUAUGGUGUGGAGCUUGCCAUCAAGAGCACUGAAUACAAAGCACAAGAUGACACCAAAGUGCAAGAUGACGGAGGCCGGCAGGAGGAAGAUGAUGAACAGGAGGUGGAGGUUGAGGGUUUCCUCUUCUCAAAGCUAGAGUCACUGCACCCAGAGAAAAUGGAUGAACUAGAACAGCUUCGCAAUCACCUGGUGGAGUCCCGGCAUGAAAUGGCACCCAUGAAGGUUUGGCAGCUGCAACAUCUGAGUAUGCAAGCUGCUCAGCGUAUUAUGACAACACCGAAGGGAGAGCAGUUGAGCGUCUUUGUGCACACGGCUCAGAAUUUCCCUAUGCUGGCACGGUCUUUAGUGAGAACAAAGGUUGAUGACAAGAUGAAAAGAGAGAUCUUGAAGAACCAGAAUCAGCUGAGUGCACAGAUGGAUGUCAACCCCUCUGAUGCUGCUCUCUUUAUUAAUGGGAUGUAUUUCGAUAUGGAUUUCACCGAUAUCUACACACUUCUUGACCACAUCCGCACAGAAGACCGGGUUAUGGGAGGUCUUUAUAAAUUGGGUGUUCCAGGAGAUUCACUUAGUACACUGUUGAACAUUGAUCUCAGUGAAAGUAAGCAAGAUUACGGUAUUGACAUCCGUGAUACUGCUAUUGUUUGGAUGAAUGACAUUGAGAAUGACAGAGCUUAUAGCAAGUGGUCAUCAUCAGUUGGAGAACUGUUGAGGCCAACAUAUCCUGGCAUGUUACGCAGUAUCAGGAAGAAUUUCCAUAACUUGGUUAUUGUUGCGGAACCAGAGAAGGCAUCAACAGCUGACCUUAUAAGGCUGGUUGAAGGUUUCCUAACCCACAAUGCUCCUGUCCGCAUUGGUAUAGUGAUGUCUGUUAACCCUGACCAAACUCUAAGGGGUUAUGAUGAUGCUGGAGUGGCCAUGCUGUGUGCCUUCAAUUAUGUGGCUCAAAACUUGGAAGGCCGUGAGGAUGCAAACUACAAAGCACUUCAGUUCUUGGUUGAUGUGUACUCCAAUGUCCAAGGUGACAUAACGGUAGAUGAUGUAACAUCCCAUUUCAAGAGCAAAUACCGAAGUGUCGAUCUUGAGGAUGUAUUUGGAGAGGAUUCAGAUUAUGAUGUUGGCCGUAUGCUAGCUCAAGAGUUUGUUGAGAAAGCUGGUAUCACAAGUCUGCCUCAGGCUUUGAUGAAUGGUGUUCCUCUACCUGAGAAACAUUUGAAUGCAGAUGAAUUUGAAGAAGUUGUAUUGAUGGAUGUUAUGAGGACAACACAGACUUUGCAGCGAGCAGUUUAUAAAGGACAACUGGAAGAUAAACACGAUGUUGUGGACUGGCUGAUGAGCCUGCCAAACAUCAUGCCAAGGCUGAAUGAAAGAAUCCUAAGUACAAAGAACUCUAAAUUCAUUGACCUGACUGGUUCAUCUGGAGAGACACUUAACAGUGUGUCUGUAGAGUCUUUUGCAACACAGAAAGCACCAGAGAUGACAGCUACUCUGGCCAACUCUUGCCGAUACAUCACCACAAAGAAUGACCACACCUUGCGACCUUUGACUGUGUGGAUUGUCGGAGAUUUUGACACAUAUGAGGGUCGAGCAAUACUUCUAGAAGGUGUAAAGUACUUGCGGGAGAGCAACAGCAUCCGUAUUUGUGCAAUACACAAUGCAGAUCUCUCUAGUGAAAGUCCUAAAUUAUUUAGCCGAGCAGUAGAAGUAGCUCAAACGACUAUGCCUCCAGCUGUUGCAAGGCAGUUCUUGGCAAAGGUUCUUGAGAAAGAUAAUGCCAAGAAGAUCAUUGCUGGAACAAAGAAGUGGAAAGACUUUGAAAUUGCUGGUUUAGAUAUAGAUGCCUUCACAUCACGCAUGGAUUCAUUCAAGGAUUCAGUAUUUAAGGCUCACUCGGUAUUUUGCAAAAAGGUAUUGGCUCUUUCACCUGGACAAAGGACUGUUGUUGCCAAUGGUAGACAUCUAGGAACAUUCAAGGCAACAGAAAAGUUUGUUAUGGAAGAUUUUGGCCUUCUAGAGAAAUAUGUUCAUUCCACGUUUGGAGAGAAGCUUACAGAAGUGUUGGUUGGUGAAGAUCCGCCUGCGAAUGGUGAUAUCAGCGACUUGACAAUGAAGGUGGCUGGUGUGCUCCAGACCAAGCCUCAGUCCAAGGGCCGCACAACUGUCAACCUUCGCUCUGAUCAAUAUUCUGUUGUUAAAAUUCCUGCAAGAAACCCUAACAUGCCCGUGUUUGAUAUUGUUGCGAUAUGUGAUCCAGUGUCAAGUGCUGCACAGAAGAUUGGUCCAAUCCUGAUGGUACUCCAGGAAAUUGUGAAUGCUGAAAUUCGUGUUGUCCUGAAUGCAAGGGAGAAGCAUUCAGAAAUGCCACUUCGGAGAUUUUACCGUUAUGUACUGGAACCUGAGCCACAGUUCACAGAUGCAGGCGACAUGACUGCUGGACCCUAUGCCCGAUUUACUGGUUUGCCAGAAUCAUCCAUUUUGACUCUGAAUUAUCAUGCACCAGAAAACUGGUUGGUAGAAGUUGUAAAAUCAGUGUAUGACCUGGACAACAUCAAGCUCGAUUUAGUAGAGACAGGAGUUCACAGUGAGUUUGAGUUAGAACACUUGUUGCUGGAGGGUCACUGUUUUGAGCAGUCCUCUGGAAAUCCACCAAGAGGGCUUCAGUUCACACUGGGUAACAGGCAACAGCCAGUUUUGGUUGACACCAUAGUUAUGGCAAACUUGGGAUACUUCCAACUAAAGGCUAAUCCAGGAGCCUGGUUAUUGAGGCUACGACAAGGAAGAUCUGCUGAUAUAUACAAUAUUGCAAGCCACGAAGGCACAGACACCCCAGUUGGUUCAGAGGAUGUGGAGAUUAUUAUCAGUAGCUUCCGUUCACACGUUGUCAAAGUACGUGUAGGAAAGCAACCUGGAAAGCAGCACCUGGAACUCCUUGCAGAUGAAAAUGAAGAAUCAGGAGGACUCUGGAACUCCAUCACCAGGUAGGUGAUUUUAUCUUCC